Eutrema salsugineum is the source of this 800-nucleotide messenger RNA. Its product is annotated as 40S ribosomal protein S10-1. Gene Ontology annotation, molecular function: structural constituent of ribosome; RNA binding. The transcript has 5 exons. Gene Ontology annotation, cellular component: cytosolic small ribosomal subunit. The coding region runs from base 86 to 625 and encodes 179 amino acids. Lineage: Eukaryota; Viridiplantae; Streptophyta; Magnoliopsida; Brassicales; Brassicaceae. The record is from RefSeq and is a predicted model, not a curated record.
UCGUCUUUUAUCCACAGAAAACCCUAUUUUCCCUUAGCUGAAUCUCUGUGCCUCUUUGCAGCGAAAGCUCUCUACCAACAAGACAAUGAUUAUCUCCGAGACCAAUCGCAGAGAGAUCUGCAAAUACCUUUUCAAAGAGGGGGUAUUGUUCGCGAAGAAGGAUUUCAAUCUCGCAAAGCAUCCAUUGAUUGAGUCAGUGCCAAACCUGCAAGUGAUCAAGCUGAUGCAGAGCUUCAAAUCCAAGGAGUAUGUUAGGGAGACAUUCGCGUGGAUGCAUUAUUAUUGGUUUCUGACAAACGAAGGGAUUGAGUUCUUGAGAACGUACCUUAACCUUCCAUCAGAUGUGGUUCCUGCUACUUUGAAGAAGUCUGCUAAGCCUGGUGGCCGUCCUUUUGGUGGCCCAUCUGGUGAUCGUCCUAGAGGACCACCUCGCUUUGAAGGAGACCGUCCCAGAUUUGGUGACCGUGAUGGUUACCGUGGAGGCCCUCGUGGUGGUGAUUUUGGUGGUGAGAAGGGUGGAGCUCCAGCUGAUUUCCAGCCAUCUUUCCAAGGAAGUGGAGGUAGUAGGCCUGGCUUUGGCCGUGGCGCAGGUGCACCACCACCAUCUGGUUCGGGUUUCCCUUGAAAAAAUUUGCUGUUAUCAUACGACGAUGGAAAGACAGUUUUGUUUUUUUUUUUGGUUUCUGCUUUGUUUGUGUAAUGCAAAUCCGGAAAUCUAUUAUCUAUCUGUUUCUCUGACUUUGGUGUAAGCAAACAAAAGCGUUUAGUUUCAGUAUUUGUGUCAAAAUGCUCGUUUCUUA